AUGAUUCCUCUACUAGUUUAUAGAACAAGUUCUGCAGUAUCGACAAAUGCAAGUAGCGUUGCAAGCGGUUAUGCUGAAAAUCCUUCUACAUUACCAGACCAGUUUAAGUAUGAAAAUUGUGAAAUUGAAAAUAUAUUUAAAGGAGGUUAUACAAAUCAUUUUUACUCUUUAGCCAAUGGGACCUCAAAGUGCUUCUAUGGAAGUUACAUUAUUGCUGGAAAUGCUUCUUACGGUAUUGAGUCAAAAACUAUUAGAAUAUUCAAAGAAAAUGACCAUGUGAAGAAAGAUAUCGUAUCAACUCGGUCAUUUCAAAACGCUGUCGCAGUUAUUGCAGCCAACUCUACAAAUGCUGAUGUAGCGUAUAAUUUUGCUUUGUACUCUCCCGUGGUUUCUAAGGUUACAUGCUCUGAAGAUUGCUUACUUCAAGUAGUUAAAAUACCUAACCCUAUAUCGUAUACUACAGAUAGUAAGAAUACAAAGGAAAUUAAAGUUUUUAUCAUCAUUGACCAUGCUCCUCCAGAUGUAUUAGAACAAAAAUACCAAUUCUCCACAGAAAACAAAUCAUUUUCAUUCGAAAACCUUGUCGCCGUUUAUUCAAAAUCUCGUAAACCUUCUAUAUCAGCUACCUCCCAGAUCACUGCCAAAAUGACCGUAGAUGGAAGUGACUCCACACAAGAUGGCAAUGUAAUCGCAGUCAAAGUAAAUUAUGACGAUUUGCUCAAAACUGACCCUUCAGACGAUAAGAACGAGACAAUUAACUAUUCAACAGAGAAAUCUACAAAAACUGCUAUUUCACUCUUCAAAGCAGGUUUAGGCACUGUAACCGAUAAUGGAGCUUCUUUACUGACACUUAAUGGACUUGGUUGGGUAGGUACAGGAACUUCUUACACAAUACUUGAUAGUGGCGAUCAAGGUAAGGAUAUCGCAAUCGCAGUCUCAGCAACCCUCGGAGCUGUCUCGUUGGUCCUCCUUCUCGCACUUGUCUGCCAAUGCAAGAAGAAAUGCUAA
Molecule: messenger RNA, 1008 nt
Organism: Trichomonas vaginalis G3
Lineage: Eukaryota; Parabasalia; Trichomonadida; Trichomonadidae
Exons: 1
Coding region: 1-1008 (335 amino acids)
Source: RefSeq, a predicted model, not a curated record